Messenger RNA from Solanum dulcamara, 787 nucleotides. RefSeq lists its product as uncharacterized. Bases 82 to 582 code for a protein of 166 amino acids. Lineage: Eukaryota; Viridiplantae; Streptophyta; Magnoliopsida; Solanales; Solanaceae. The record is from RefSeq and is a predicted model, not a curated record. The transcript is spliced from 5 exons.
CGCCCCUUUCAGAAUACAAAAGCCCAAUAAAUUGUUUCAGAAAUUUGGGGAGUAAUUCGACCCGAAAUUGAUGAUCUGAAAAUGGAAUCUAACCAAACCCUAGUUCCAGAGAAGGAAGAGAAGAAUCAGCAGAAUUCCGACGAUAACAGAGCAGAACAAGAUGGAGAAGAAGCUGAAGAACAACAACAACAAAGAGGGGAAUGUGGUGAUCACGGGAAUGCGGAAUCUCAAACAUCAUCGUCAGUAAAUGGCAAAGAAAUUCUGAAAGCAAUCGAAGUUGUAGAGAGAGAUUCUAUGGCGAUCGCUCAUAGCUACACUUCACUUUUUGCUUCUCUUCGGUCAGCUUUAUCAGAGGUUACUAGUACUUCUGUUGAUCACAUGAAAUGCUUUGGUGAUGCAGCAGGACGAGUUCAAGAAUGCGCACUCGAUGCAGCAACUAAAGGAAACCGUUAUAUAAACUCUUGCUUAAGAUUGAAUGAGGAAAUGAAAGGAAUUGAUAAUCUUGCAACACAGCUAAAAAUCAUCCGGAGAAAUGUAGAUGCAUUGGACUCAGCUGUAAAUAGGCUAGUUCGUUUUCCAUGAGUGUAUCUGUCUUGAUGUAUGAUGUCGAGGAGGUGAACUGCACAUAUUGUCUGGUGCCACCACUGAUACUUUAUUUACCAAUGAGAUGCCAGUUAAGUCUUGCUUCUUUGAAGGUUUAAGAAUAAACAGUGUAUAAUCGAAUGAAUUUCCAGGCUGAUACAUUUUCUAACCCAUAUAAAGCUUUCACCAUUGUUGCUUUUCCUUA